AUGGAGUUCAGUCAUUGCCUGGGGACCAAGCUGGAGGAGCUGUGCAUAGCCGAGGAGGGCGGCGGGAGGUUCAGUGGGAGGAUGGGGCGGCGGAGGUACCGGGAUGGUGAUGACACGCAGUACAAGUCGAAGAACCUGACAGCAGAGCGGAAGCGCCGGGAAAAGCUCAGCCAGCGGCUCCUCACCCUCCGCUCCCUCAUCCCGAUCAUCACCAAUAUGAACAAGGCGACGAUAAUCGAGGAUGCGAUCACAUACAUCACGGAGCUGCAGAAGAAUGUGAAGGUUCUCAGCAACCAGCUCAUGGAGAUGGAGGUGUCCUCCAUCGAAGAUGCAAAGGCGCUGAGCAAAGAGACUGAUGCUCCUGAAGAGACGGAAGAAAACAGGAUUGAGCCCGAUGUGAAGGUAAUUUAUGUCAAUGGGAAUAAGCUGUGGAUGAAGAUGAUAUUCGAAAACAGGCGCGGAAGACUGACCAAACUGAUGGAGGCGCUGAGCGCCCACGGCUUUGAACUGAACGACGUUAGUGUGACCACAUCCAUGGGAGCAACUCUCAUUUCGUCCUGUGUCGAGGGAACACUUGGUGAAGUACUCGAGGCUUCAAGCAUGAGCGAGCUGCUCCAGGAGAUCAUAAAACACAUCUAA
This is a messenger RNA of Punica granatum (pomegranate), 639 nucleotides long. Lineage: Eukaryota; Viridiplantae; Streptophyta; Magnoliopsida; Myrtales; Lythraceae. The record is from RefSeq and is a predicted model, not a curated record.